GCCAGUAGGGAGCGCACGUGUGCCAACCCACCAGGAUUCUCUCGUGAAAUGUGAUGUUCGAAAUGUUUCUGUGUUACGUAAAUAAUGUGAUUUGAUUAUGAAUGUGUGAGUGACGCUUGUAACAAUGGUCGUGCUAUUUUUUAUAUCUGUAUUUGUUGCUCGUACCAUGUGCCACACGAUAACUCUACUCGACGUGCCUCGCUGGGCGGACCCAAGGAUAGACGCGGAUCUUCGCUGCCAGUACGCGCGACAGCCAGGCGAUCCGUCGCUGCACUCUGUUAAGUGGUACAGGGGGAAACACGAGAUCUUUAGAUAUACGCCGCAAGAGUACGAAACCAGAGCUUUCAACAGUACAGGGGUGUCAGUGACGAAUAAUUCGUGUGAUUCGUUCGUGUGCGUUAUAUCCGUGCGGCCGGAGCCGGGGACAGCGAAGUAUACUUGUGAAGUUUCGAGUGAAGGCCCUAGGUUCGCUGUUGACAGAAGAUCAGCAAACAUGACGCUGUCUGUGUUACCAGAAUACGAGCCGCUAAUCACAGGGCUGCCAACCAUAGUGCAAGCUGGUGAGCAGGCGUUCGUCAACUGUACGUCAGACUACUCGCUACCACCGGCCUCGAUAGACUGGUACGUGGACGCAGAGUUGCAAGAGGACCCAGUAAUAACCGGUCGCACACACGUCUCCGGGGCCGACGGGGACGGUCUCCAAGCGUCCUGGCGGACCCUCCACGUGUACCCGGACGACUACUCCACGCACCGCGGGUAUCUCUCACUCGAGUGCCGCGCGACCGUGCCCACGCGCCCCGAACACGUGCGCAGCAUGGCCGUGCGGCUCUUUGUGGCGAGUCGGCCGCACAUAUCGUCGUAUAUGUUAAGUAAAAAUAGUGCAGUAUCAAGAAGUAGUGCAACGAGAUACAAAACUGGCAUGUGUGUAUGGACGAUAUUUCUCUUGGCGAGAAGACUAGUGCCUUAACUAGUGAAUUAAAGUGACUGCAAUGAAUAAUAAUUGUGACGUUACGUGUUAAAUGUAUAGUUGUUAUUGUGUUGCCGUUACAUUGUGUUUGUUUUGUUGAAGUGCUAAUACCAGGGAGAGAUGUUUGUAUGUUAUACCUAAUUAUUCUUCUGAAUGGUUAUGGUAUGCAGUCAAUUGUAUAUAGGUCCGUUAGUUUUUAUAGACACCAGUGUUACAUUUUCAUUAUGUUGUUUUUAUAAUUUAUGGAUUUGACUUAUAAGUUAUUACAAAUUGUGAUUUGAAGACUAUUUAAGUGUAAGACUAUUCAACAAUUUGCUUCACACGAAAUACAUUUCAUGUCUGCAGAAAAGACUAUAAAAUUCGUUUAAAAUUCUAAAAAACAAACGGCUAAUAUUAUAAAAAAUGUUAUUUUGUAAAACUGAAAAUAAAUGUUAAUGUAAGAACAAGCAUUUAAUUAAUUUCCAUCGUAUCUCUGAAGUGGAUAACUAAAAGCGGAAUGAAUUUUCUUGUUUAUAAAAUAUGUUUUAAAUAUAAUAUUUUUAUGAAUAGAAAAACUGCGCACUGUCGUUGAAAUGUCGCAAUGUACUCAGCUAGCGCGCAAGAGCAACUUUUGUCUUCGCAACUAUUUUGUCUCUCCCAUCAACUCUAUGGGCUAGUAAG
Messenger RNA from Colias croceus (clouded yellow), 1627 nucleotides. RefSeq lists its product as uncharacterized. The transcript is spliced from 6 exons. The coding region runs from base 125 to 967 and encodes 280 amino acids. NCBI's taxonomy places the organism in Eukaryota, Metazoa, Arthropoda, Insecta, Lepidoptera, Pieridae. The record is from RefSeq and is a predicted model, not a curated record.